ACCCUCGCCAUAUGUCUAGGGCAAAAGCGAAAGAACAGCUCAAGCUCAAUGGAGGAUCAGUCUCCAUGAGGAGAUAGUCUCCGUUUAGCACCGCAGCGAGCUGCACUUCAGAUUUACGUCCGAAAUCUGCUCAAGAGAACGACUCGCCGUACGUCUACGAGCCUUCAAGUUGAUCACUUUCUGGCGAGGAUGCCGAUAGAUAAGAGUUGGAUAUUUAUAAAGAAUCGAUUAUCAGAAGAGUUUUGGAAUGGAUUACAAGGUUUUAUAGACUAUGCAAAAGACUUUGUGAAUGAAGAAGGAAAGAUAAGUUGUCCCUGUAAACAUUGUGUAAAUGGGCAAAUGUUCCCAUUGAGAGAUGUUAAAAGGCACAUCUUUGAAUGUGGCUUUGAUGUGACAUAUGCACAUUGGGUUUUUCAUGGUGAGGCGCCUGAGUUACCAUCAUAUCAAAAUCCGAUUGCAGACAAUGAGUCAGAUGAUGAAAUGGCUGCUGUACUGAAUGACAUUGCUGCGGAAACUAACGACCAUGGCAUUGGUGGUGAGACCACAAACAAUACCACUGAUGAAGGGUAUAGUCAGUACAAGGAUCUAUUAUCAGAGCUCCACACAGAGUUGUAUCCGGGGUGUACCAAGAUUUCAUCACUAAAUUUUUUAGUGAAACUUAUGCAUUUGAAAGUACUUUAUAAGUGGCCAAAUGAGUGUAUGGAUUCAGUGCUAAAGCUACUAAAAGACGCACUGCCUGAUGGUAGUAAUUUACCAACUUCUCAUUACGAGUCAAAGAAAAAGUUGAGCAAAUUAGGAUUAGGGUAUCAAAAGAUUCAUGCAUGUAAGUAUGAUUGUGUUUUAUUCUGGAAGAGUAAUGCAGAUCUACAGACAUGUCCAAUUUGCAACACAAGUCGGUG
This is a messenger RNA of Cuscuta europaea, 899 nucleotides long. The record is from the annotation of a GenBank genome assembly. Lineage: Eukaryota; Viridiplantae; Streptophyta; Magnoliopsida; Solanales; Convolvulaceae.